AUGUCGUCUCGCCACGGUGCUGGCCGUCCACGUCGCGAUGGCGAGACGUUUGCCAGAACACACCACCACGACAACGAGCAGGUGGACGAUUCGCGAGUGAAGUUCGAUGUCCGAAACCCCUCUACUUUAGCACCCGAUGCUCGCGAGGACGACGCGAUUCUCGAUGCGGAUGUUAUCGGCGCCAGCGCUUCGACGAAACGCGGUGCUGUCAACCUCGACGGGUACGACAGCGACUCAGACAAUGAUACUUUCAAUGCUCGAGCUGAAAGCCGAAAGAAGGGCAAGGUGGACAUCAACGAGCAACUAGACAACUACGAUAAUAAAGCUCCGCAUGGUGGCCCUUUGGCAGCAAAAAAUGAUGACGAUGACGACGACGACAUGUUUGCGGCGGCCGACGGCGAAGAUAGAGAAGACGACGAUGACGGCCCUGAAGCUUCCUCAACCAAAAAGAAGAAGGUGCAGUUCAUGGAAGCAAACGAAAUCGAGGGUCAGGACCAGAAGAGCAAGAGCGGUGGCACGAUACAUCUGGACGAUGACGAAAGCAGUGAUGCGGAAUCAGAAAAGGAGCUUCGCGCGCAGGAGGAGGAUGUUGAUGAGGAGGUUGGCGCUGGCGGUCUGAAGCGCAAUGCUCCCAAGGUGGAAGCUUUCAACCUCAAUGAUGAAAUGGAGGAGGGUCGGUUCGACGAUCAGGGCAACUACGUUCGCAAAGCUGGUGACCCAGACGCUGUGCACGACAACUGGCUAAACGGGCUGAGCAAGAAAGACAUGAAAAAGGCGGCAGAAGCGCACGAAAAGCGCCAAUCAGAAGCUAGGAAGCUUCGGCUGGAGGAUGACGGUCUCCUAAGCUCCGAUCUUCUCAAGACCCUGAUCAUUCACCUAGAAAGAGCAGAGACGCCACUAGAAGCACUGGCACGUCUGGGCAAGGGCCAGAAAAAGACGAAAAAGAUUCCGCAGUGGAAGCUGAAGAAGAUGAAAAAGGGCAUGGAUGUGGAUCAGGAGGCAGAGCAACCAGACACAGAACAAUUGCGAAUCAAGGCUGCCAUCGACGCCAUCACGGAGGCAGCGGACAAGCUUCUGAGUCGUGGUUUGGAGGAGGUGUACGACCAAGAGCGCGAAAUGCUGGUGCGAGAGUACCGCAAGGAUUCUGGUGAAGACUGGGUCGAGCCGUCAACAACGGAGGGGGCUGCCGUAGCAUCGGCACCCGACUCCGUUGGAAAGUGGGAGUUUCGAUGGGUAGACGGUCGGGAUGAUGGGUCGACGCAGGGGCCGUUCGACGGGCCGACGAUGAAGGCAUGGCAGGACGCGGGUUACUUUGGACAGGGUAUCGAGUUUCGCCCAGCUGGCGGCUCAGCGGAGUGGUCUCAGGAAACACCCUCGUUUUUGUGA
Molecule: messenger RNA, 1386 nt
Organism: Cordyceps fumosorosea ARSEF 2679
Lineage: Eukaryota; Fungi; Ascomycota; Sordariomycetes; Hypocreales; Cordycipitaceae
Product: GYF domain protein
Exons: 1
Coding region: 1-1386 (461 amino acids)
Cellular component (GO): U5 snRNP
Molecular function (GO): protein binding
Source: RefSeq, a predicted model, not a curated record